This is a messenger RNA of Egretta garzetta (little egret), 9891 nucleotides long. It is a transcript of the gene ATG4B, whose product is annotated as autophagy related 4B cysteine peptidase. NCBI's taxonomy places the organism in Eukaryota, Metazoa, Chordata, Aves, Pelecaniformes, Ardeidae. The transcript is spliced from 13 exons. Bases 4934 to 6343 code for a protein of 469 amino acids. Gene Ontology annotation, molecular function: protein-phosphatidylethanolamide deconjugating activity. The record is from RefSeq and is a predicted model, not a curated record.
CAGGGCCCUUUGCGACAGAGGUCUUGUUUUCGUGCAGGGGGAGAAAAAAGGAAGCGUCUUGGUGCUUGGGUACGGACUCGCUUUCUGCUUGCCUUCGUGUAGUAGCGGCGUUCGUCCGCCCUCCACAGAGAUAAGUGUUGUUCCAUGAUAACGAGCGUUUUCCUGCACCGUCUGGGUGCCUCCUCUGUGUGCGGUGAGCGUGUGUACGUGGAGGCAAUGCAUAGCUCUCGUCCCUCCGGGCUGCUCUCUUGACUCGUUUCUUGUCCUUGAUGCAGGCGCCACGGUUGAUAGUGUCCCGACUUGCUGCCUGGUGCGUCGUUGCAUCCAGCCUCUCGCGCCUGGGAACAAAACACAUUCCAGCAAGUGAGAUUAUGCAACCCGAGCCAGGAGAGAUGUUUGGUUUCCCUCUCUGUAAGCGUUACAAGGCUUAUCGAGGGAAGGAAAACCUUGCUGCGAUAGACAGUAGGGCUGGAUCUCCUCUGUGCAAAGAAGAGGUCGGCCUCUGGGCUUCGGAGCAAUAAGAGCUCAAGCUCUGUUGCGUCCAGCCCCACUUCUGAGGCCAUCGGGGACCCGACGGGAAGACUUUGAACUCUUUGUUCUGGGCCUCCAAAAAGGCACCGCUCUCCAGUCGACUGACUUUCCUCCCUGGCUGUCUCUUAACUCCUUGUUGUUGCUUAGGUAAUCGGGAUUUGACUUGUUUGAAAGAGCUUAGGGGAAAGAAAAGACUUAAUCUUUCUUCUGCAAAGGUCAGAAAUAAGGGUUCAGGCUGUUCUUUGGUUAUCUGUUUUCUAGGCACCUUCCAGCAAUGAGCUUUACUAAUACAAUAAAUUUACCUUCUCUUCUUGACUCUCUUUUGAAACAUCCUACCUCCAGUAGCGUUCCUCCUCUCCCCUGUCUUGGGUGAUGCACCUUUAUUGGCUGAGGGAGAUGAUCGCCUGCCCCAUUUCUGAUUCUUUUGUGGCAGUGUUAAUUGGAGGCUGAAGGACUGAGGGGAAACGUCUCUGAGGUCUCUGCCUGAGGAGCGAGAGGCCUUGCUGGAGGCUGGGGGGAAGCCCAAGAAGCAAUCUGGGAAGGGAGGCUUCCCUUCCUUUCCUUUCCCUUCCCUGGCUUGGCUUCCCUUCCUUUCCUUUCCUUUCCCUUCCCUGGCUUGGCUUGCCGUAUUUCUGUUUGAGUCAUCAAAGUGUUGACGUGUUGUUAUUUGUUUCCCAAAGUCAACAGAAAACCAAAUAGCUUUGGUUUUGGUCAAGCAGGUAGAGUCAGUGGCUGUCAAGGGCUGGGUACUUGCUGUAAGCAGGUAUCUUGCCUUCAGCACAUUUGCAAACUGGUCUGCUCCCCAGUGCCUGGCGGCGCUUCUGUGUUUGUUUAUGUGGGAGCUUAUUACAAGUUGGGACAACAUUUUUAUCUCAGCUUUUUCAUUGUAUGGCUUAAGAAUAUAAGAAGGGAGGCAAGAUUUCACCCUCUACCCUGAUCUGUGUAUUGAGACAGUUUUUCUCAGUCUACGUCAAGAUGAUGUAGCUGAAUUUUCAGUAACCCUGCAUGUACUCAUGUUUAGUAAAUUGAUACUGAAAAUCGCUGGUGGUGCAGGGACGUGCUGAGGGUGUUGAGGUUUGGUUCCUUGCACUUGGUACAAGGCUGGCUGUUGUGAUGUGGCCUGUUACAAUGGCGUAGAUCUAACCGCAUGCGCCAAAGUGGAAGAGAACUCAAACAUUCAGGCUUAGCGCUGGUAUUUAACGCAGUUUGAGUUUGAAUGCCUUUACCUCGGUUGUUUAAUCCAGUUCUUUUCUGUAGUGGCACGUACAAAGCUUUGCCUUUUCUGUCGGGGCUUUCUGGGGAGGGCGUGGGGUGAGAAGGUGUUCCGAGGCCGCCUUCCUGCUUUGCAGGGCUGGAACUCUUGGCUCUUGAACUAUAAAACCACUCUGCACGGAAAGAAGCUGAACUAUCAUGCUUGAUGUGCGCUUGGAUUUUCUGCAGAGGUUGCUGCUCUGCUGUCCUGGAUGCUCAGAGUUCGGUAUUUAAAAUAGAUCGAGGGCUUUUUGAAGGUGAAGUUUUGGAGUGCUGACUGGGAAAUUUGCUGAUCUUGCUGGACUUUUGCAGCUCUGAGAGGAGCAUCUUCAAAUAGGAUUUCUGCUUGGUUGGUGAGUUUCCAGUUUUAUUCAUUUUCAGACCCUUUGCCUCUAAGGGGGAAGAGAAAAGCUCCUGUGCUAGCUGUGCUGCUCUUUGUACCCCUGCAUGAAUUGUUUGGGUCCCACAUGCUCAUACUUAGCUCAUCUGGGCGACCGCACGAUGGAUGUAGUUUUGAAAAAGUGCCAGAGCGUACAAAGGUAGAUGUUUGUAAAGGAAACACUUGGUACCUUCAAGCCUCGUGGGGAGUUUAUUGCUCCCGUUAUGAAAUUGUUGACACUAACUCGCAGCAAUCACUUGACUUUUCCUCCUGGUGGAGGUGAAACAUUAACUCCUGCGUUUAGUGGUUGUGCCUUUUCAGACAGUGGCAAGUAUUUUCUUCCAGAAAACCAACACACGUGCUAGCGUCUGCUUGCGUCUUUCGGAUGCGCGGCUGGACCUACCGGACCUUUGCCCAGAGCCCAGAUGUCAGGCAUUCAAAGCUGAACGACUGCAAAUCUGGGACUCUCUUCCCGAAUGUGCAGUGUCAUGGCACUUGCAGUUUCCCUGUGCUGAAUACUCAGCUGGUCCAGUGGGCAGCCUGAGAAUCCCUCCCACCUCUGACCCCUUCCUCUCCUAGCUUUGACUGAAGAAGGGAGGCUCCAGCAGCCGCUUUCCAGCAGAUCAUUGCCAUGAAGCUGCUGAUUGCAAAUCCUGUGCUUGCAAAGGACCUGGUGCCCUGUGAAAUGUGGAGCCACAGAGGGUGCGACGUCUGAGAAAGCAAGGAGGUGUUGCUAGGAAGGGGAAAGCGGGGAGCUUGGUAGUUUCUGUGUAGCAUCCUUGUUUCGGUCAUUUUAUCUGAGCUGUUUGAGACUUUUGGCUGAGAGCUGGACUCCUGCCGAGCUCAGGAACUGACAAAAUAAACCACAAAAUAUUCCUUGGAGCUUUAAAACCUAUCUGAGAACUUCAGGUUUUAUGUUAAAAUCGUAGCUGGUAAUGCACUGAAUUUUAAAAAAAAUCCUAAUGCUUAGCCUCCCUUUGAGCUGUCAGAAUAAACUUGUAUUGUCUCAUCCAGAAGGAAAACUUCUGAAAAUUAAGGGAGAAAGUGAUGCACACUUGAAAACAUCCGCAGAAGUCACGCUGUGUUCUUCCCUGGAAAGAAAUCUUCAAUGCUGAUCAAGAAAGGGGUGAAAGCAAGCCAAGCUGUUAAGUAAAGAUCGACACAGGAAGCACGGGCUGCUGGGGUUUCAUAAAGUUUGGCUAGUAUAUGGCAAAGAAAUUCUUCAUUUCACUGCAUUAGUUUUGUUAGGGGAUAAGACUGCGUUAGUUUGCUGGCACUUUUGUGCCGGCAGGAUUGCUUUGCUUAGCUUGCUGUUGAGACAUCGCAUCACUGGGUGGGAAUGGGACUGUGUGGCCCAUGUAUCCUAAAUGUGCCCCAAACAGCCUGUUGACUGGUUCAUGCAAGGAACAGGCUUCAAAUCUUUUGGGCUAGGGUUAGAUCCAGAGUCUUCAUUCAAAAUUUGGUUUAGGAGCCAAUUUUCAUCUCUGUUGCCAGGGUUCCUGCUUAAGCAGUAGUUGGUCUUGGUGAUGGUGUCUUGCUGUUGCUAUGUAUGUAUUUUCUUGGACAUUCGGAAUUGGAAGUUCAGGUCAGAGAGCCUGGGGCCAGAAGGCUGUCGAGGUACCUACAGAAGGCCAGAAAUGUCUCAGGUAGCUUGUUUGUCUGAGCACACCACGCAAUAUCCGAGGUGUCUGGGAGGAGGGGGAGCAGAACCUAGUGGUGACUUUCUGGAGCUAUCAUUUGACUUGAUGCAGAUCAGCCACGUUGUCAUUUACCGGUAUUCCAGGUGAUGCUUUGGAAAACUAAGCAGGGAAUGAUCGGGAGGAAAGCUCCUCUUCUACAAACGUCUUCUACUUGUAAGAAAGGUGAGGUCUGCUACAUCGGCAGCACUGGAGAAAAGCCGCAGGUGACUAUCCUGGGAAGGAAAAAGUGAGGUGAGCACCAUGGAGGGCAGUGGCAUUCUUAGAAAACAGUGCUGAGAAGAGCUUGUGGUUUUUUAGCCCAUUGCCCUGUUUUAAACUCAUGUCAUGUUACGCAAAUUUUAUUGCGUUUGCUGUGAGAGAUUUUUCCAUAGCUACUUUAACAGUUGCAUGGUUCUACUUUAAAUUUUAUAGGCGGUUUGUUAAAGAAUUGACACCUACAAAAUUAGAUGCUUCAUUUCCAGGGUUCCCAGGCCACUUUAAAGUGCCUUAUUUCUAAAUACUGACCUGGAGCACAGUUCAUCCAGCUCUCCUUUUUUUGUUUGGUUUUUUCACCCUCCACAUUGCCUGUGCCUUUUGCACAAAAGCUUAAGCUGCCCUGACGUGAGGGCAGCCUGUGCUGCUGAGUUGUUCCACAGCAGUUGGCGUAAGAGCAGGUGGCUAUCUAGGCACCGAUGGAUGCCAUGCCAUGAAGGGAGCCAGUAAAAGAGGCGUAAGGUGUGCCUGUUGCCCAUGAAUGAGUACAUCUCUGCACCGCUCUGUGUUCCUCGGAUCUUGGCAUCGGUAAAGACGGUGCUGCUCCUUGAGCUGCAGGCUGUUUUCAGCACAAGUGAUGACUUCUGAUGGAUUCAUCGCCUCUUGAGGAGGGACAGAGGUUUGCCACAAGGCUUAGUUCCCACCGUAAUGCGUUCUGUGCUAUUUGUGUUCCACCACCAAAAAUAUCCUCUGGAAGAAGGAUUUUAAUCACUUUGCUCACUUGAGAAGAGGACCUUGACAUUGUUGCUGAUGACUGUUCUGGCGCGCAUGAUGGUGCCUGUUCUGGGAAGCAGAGCUCAGCUGUCGGAUGAAGUCCUAGAUGUUUUCUUGGCCAUUUUCUGCACCUGGAGCUGACCUAACCUGGAAAUCCCUCUACUUUUCUGCUUGUGGAGCAGCCAGGAGUGAGCUACGGCUGCGUCAGCUCUCUGUGCCUUCCAGGGGUGGUGGUUGUGGGGCGAGCCGUGCUGUUUCUUGCCAGCUAGUGCCAGGUGCUCUGGCUACUCUUACCUAUGACACCCUCAGGUUUGAAUAUGAAGACUUUCCUGAGACCAAAGAGCCAGUUUGGAUCCUUGGCCGGAAAUACAGUGUUUUUACAGAGAAAGAAGAGAUCCUAUUGGAUGUGACCUCUCGGCUUUGGUUCACCUACAGAAAGAACUUCCCUGCUAUCGGAGGAACCGGUCCCACCUCUGAUACUGGCUGGGGCUGUAUGUUGCGGUGUGGCCAGAUGAUCUUUGCUCAGGCCUUGGUCUGCAGGCAUUUGGGAAGAGACUGGAGGUGGAUAAAAGGGAAGAGGCAGACGGAUAAUUACUUCAAUGUUCUUAAUGCCUUCAUUGACAAAAAAGACAGCUACUACUCCAUUCACCAGAUAGCUCAGAUGGGAGUUGGAGAGGGAAAAUCCAUAGGUCAGUGGUACGGACCAAACACAGUCGCACAAGUGCUCAAAAAACUUGCAACUUUUGAUACAUGGAGUUCGCUGGCAGUCCAUAUAGCCAUGGACAACACAGUAGUGAUGGAAGAGAUCCGGCGGUUGUGCCAGUCCAACUUCCCGUGUGCUGGAGCUGCAGCAUGCCCUGCUGUGGAGUCAGACGUACUCUACAACGGGUACCCAGAGGAAGCGGGGGUUAGAGAUAGGCUCUCACUGUGGAAACCAUUGGUGCUGCUGAUACCUCUCCGCCUUGGGCUCACAGAGAUCAAUGAAGCCUAUAUUGAAACACUAAAGCACUGCUUCAUGAUGCCUCAGUCCCUGGGAGUGAUCGGAGGGAAACCAAACAGUGCUCACUACUUCAUUGGCUAUGUAGGUGAGGAACUCAUUUACCUGGAUCCCCACACUACGCAGCCUGCAGUGGAGCCCAACGACAGCAGCUGUCUCCCCGAUGAAAGCUUCCACUGCCAGCACCCUCCCUGCAGAAUGAGCAUUGCCGAGCUCGACCCCUCCAUUGCAGUGGGCUUUUUCUGCAAUACGGAGGAAGACUUUAACGAUUGGUGCCAGCAAAUCAAAAAGCUGUCCCUGGUGAGAGGAGCACUGCCGAUGUUCGAACUGGUCGAACGCCAGCCAUCGCAUUUCUCCAACCCUGACGUCCUGAAUCUCACACCAGGGGAUAAAGAGCUGCUGACAGCUUCUGCCAAGAGCAGUGAGUAUGCGUGGACAAACUUACCCUGUCACCAGGCAUUGGACUGUGUCCUGUCACUUGCAUCCUGCACCCUGUGCUCCCUCACUCUCUCUCCUUAGCAUGAACUUUUGAAGCCUUACUUAUCUCACUGUCCUCUGUAAAAAUGCUUCAUUCCCUCAAACUGUCUAUCGCUCCUUGCGUGUAUUAAAUUGUCCCUAAUUGCUGCCUUUUUGGAGUGGGCUACUUGUCCUUCUCCCCCUUCCCUAGCCUGUAGAGCCUCUCCCACCCACUGCAGCCAUUCUGUUUCUCUUGCAGUCCUACCCCGCACUAGAGGGACUAAUCUUGCUCUGGUGAACGUCCACCCCCCCACCUACCCCCAGGCUGGGUUCUCCGCUGUGUUACUGAGGCGAAGGGGGCUGCUCCUCUGAGGAGCACCUCUGGAACUGGUGCAGCUGGCACUCAUGGGCACUGCGGUUUGAUCAAGAACAGCAACAUUAGGCAUUUGCAUGUGCUACUGGGGGACAAAAGUGUGUCACAGAAUAUUUGGGGGGGCGGGUCUGCAGCCUUGCGCUUCUCCUCUGUCCCCAGCCACCAGUUACUGCAGUUCAGCUUUUGCCUGGCUGUUCUGCUGAGGCUGGUGCGUGCUUCAAAGCCAGAGUUAACGUAGGUUUCUCCUUUAUGUCCCCAGUUGGCCCAUCCAUUCUCACCUGAAUUUCCCCUAUGGUAAAGGUGCUUCUCCAUUAGGUAUGUGCUCCCUCCUCACCAUAGAGUCGGAAGGAUGGACAGGAGAGAUCGAGUCCAUCACCCUUUGUCACAAAAUGGACUGUGCUAAUUGCUUUUGGGAUAGUGCACGGUGUGUAGUUACGUUCCCCAGCAGCUGGAUCAAAGGCAGCUGUAGCAGAAAACAGGUCUCUAAUACACAGGGGAAAAAAAACCCUUCCUGUAUUACUUAAUUGGGCCAGAAAUCUUCAUGGGUGUUAGUCCAAACCUGGGCCAGUUCUCCUAUUUUGAGCAUCCUGAGGCAGAACUGUCUUCUGCUAACAGGGAGCUGCUGCACGAAACGGGCGCAGCACAACGUUGUGCUGCAGCUGUGUCAGGAUCUGUGAAUCGCAGCCCACCUUCUGCACACUGUAUAAUUCUCUCCAGUGCAUUUUCCCUUUGAUAGAUGCCGUUUCUCAUCCCUCCUCAGCACCUGCACUCAGGUGUGUGGCGGAGUCUCUCGGAGCUUGCGGGCCCUUGACCCUCGCACUCUGCUGCCCUCCAGCCCCUGGUCCUGCUGGUGCUGAGCAGCCAGUGCUGCCCACGGAGGUAGUGGUUUCUUUUUCUCUUGCAGACUCCUCUGAUGCCGACAGAUUGGAAAGGUUCUUUGACUCGGAAGAUGAAGACUUUGAAAUCCUGUCCCUUUGAAAACAAAUAGGAAACUGACUCUGCAAAUUUGUGUUUUGUGUGGGGAGAAGGGGGGAGGGAAGCUCCUUCGAGAGCCUGGGGCUACCGGUUUUCAUAGGCGCUUGCUGCCAUCCCCACCUCUUGUCCAUCCUGGCGUUCUGUGCAGCCUCUGAGCAGAGCGUGCAUUGUCUGCGUUGGGAUGAAGACCCAAGUGGGUGUUGCAGCCUUACUGGCUGGAGUCAGAGUUUCUCAGCAGAAAACAGUUGCUGGAAGUGGAUGCGGUGGUGCUGUAGGAGUUCAAAGCCUAUCAAUACAUCAGCAGGUCAGCUGGCCUUCCGGGGGAGGCACAGAAAUUGUUAGAGCGCUAAAUCCUUACCUGGGGACUCCCCUCUGAAGCUUAAAUUAAAUAAAUAACCCGUCAUUUAGCAGGUGAAAUGUACAGUUAAUUCCUUUAGCCGCUUCCCUUCUCACUGGCCAACCUGGACCACAGCUCACAAGGCAAAUGAACAGUGGACACGUCCCAACCAGGCAGCUGCGAAGUCCCUGGCGUCCUGGUGGCCAGGCUCCCUACAGCACUCCUGCUCAUGCUUUGCGGUACACAGUGCUUCCUCCCAGGUGUAGCACCCUUCUCCUCCUCACGUCCUAUGAAAAGGAAGUUGAGGGAACUUCUACGUGACUGGUAAUUCAAUAAGCAAAAGGCUGACUGGGCAAGCAUGGAGCAGACCUGUGCUGCCGGGGAGGACCAUCUCAAUUUCAGUAGAAAGAAGGGAAGAACAGAAAAUAUGCUUGUUCUUGCUCGGUGGGUGGAUAAAGUAUUGUGCUUCUACAAUGGAUUAACCUCUACAGCAAGUAUUGUCAGGAACGCUGCUUCGAGCAGAGAACUGGAUUCCAUAGCCCUGGAAAAAAGAAAAGAAUCCACAGCUGGGAGAGCUGAAACGGGACAACCAAGAUCUGCUUGUACCCCAGUGUGCUGUUGUGGCGUCUAGGGAAUUAAUCCUUGUCGGUACCAAAAACGCGAGCUAUGAAAUUCCUCAAGGUGUUCUCUGUGGGUUGUCCAGCAGUUCCUCCAGCUCCUCCUGUUAGACAUUCCCUUUCCAAAUCAGAGAAGGUGCCUGAAGGUCAGGUAGGCUUCCUUGCUGCCUCCGUAUCUUUCCUUUUGCCUUCUGCCAGCUCCCCCCACCUGUGGACUAUGCACAAAGGUACUAUAGGAGCUAACCGGGAGAGACCUAUUUCAAGUAAUCAUCCCAGUAAAGCCUGAAUAUGCCUCGAGAAGGUCCAACUGUACUGGAAAUGGUAGCUGCUUUAAGGUGGUAGCUCUGCCUGGGGCCCUUCUCCACAGAGAAUUUGGAGGAGCUAAACCACAGAGCAGAGCUGUCUUAAUGCAAACAGCAGCAGAAGUUGCUGUAGUAGUUUCCUUAGUGUGUGCUGCUGGUGGCAAACCUGUUUACAAGGCUUUGCUUUGUACAUUUAGGAUCUGAACCUGUAAAUUGAUGCUUUUGUGCCCAAGGGUGGUGACAGCUGGCUAGAAAUGACCCCUUUCCUCUGUGACUGACCUACUGAUGCUCUAACUGUCCCUGUGCAAUCCGAAAGCAGAGGUUUGAACUGGGAACCACAAUGCUUCUGUCACUAAAUUAUUAUUUGCUGCUUUCUGCCUGCUUCUCCUCUUCUCUCUUGUAGUUAGGGGAAGAGGCAGCAGAGGAAGUGGGGCUGUGCUCCAUUCAUCUGCUUUCGAUUUGUAUCUGAAUAAACAGAUCUAAAAUCUUUCCCUGUCCUAAUGUUCUUGCUCGUGAAUUGAAGGUGGUGGCGAGUGGCAUCCAGUGACCCCGUAGCACGGUUGGGAAUGCACUUUCAAGGCAACGAAAGCAGAUGGGGGGCAAAAGUUGAGCCAUGUGCAAUGGUGACUUCAUGUUCCUUUGGGUGUAGCCAAGAGAAUAGAGGCUGCCUGCCUGGGAAUGCCAUGUUCUUGUUCCUGCCCCAGAGCGUGAGGCAAAAAGGGAAAAAACACUAACACAGCAAUUCUGCUACUUGCAUUACAAGUUGUAUGAAUGUGGGGCAACAGGACACUGCUUGGAGGCUCUUCCUGCUGCGCAGCGCAGCAUCUCCCUGCUUGUAAAACAGCAUCAACCCUUCUGAGACUGGAUGUGCUUUUUUGGGGAGAGGGGAAGGAGCUGGGUGGAGGCUCAAGAGUAGGUGGAAAGUGAAACUUGGAAUUGUGGAAUUGUUUAGGUUGGAAAAGAUCACCAAGCCCAACCGUUCCCUAACCCUGCCAUCACACCACUAA